Molecule: messenger RNA, 3706 nt
Organism: Cottoperca gobio
Lineage: Eukaryota; Metazoa; Chordata; Actinopteri; Perciformes; Bovichtidae
Product: protein jagged-1
Exons: 14
Coding region: 578-2836 (752 amino acids)
Biological process (GO): Notch signaling pathway; heterophilic cell-cell adhesion; multicellular organism development
Cellular component (GO): protein-containing complex; plasma membrane
Molecular function (GO): calcium ion binding
Source: RefSeq, a predicted model, not a curated record
CCAGCCGGUUAGAUGUGAAGAGCGCAAAGUGAAAUCAUUCUGCUGGAGACGCAACUUCGGUGCCCGCUUUCACACGCUCAUCACGAAGUACGAUGCAUAUAGAUGUUAUUAGGUUUAGUUUUUAGUUUUUUUGUGCGUGGAUCAGGCGUGAAGAAGAGAGAGAGAGAGUGUGGGCUAAUUGGGAUGAGAGUCAAAUCAAGUGAGCCGGCAGAUUGAACCUUUAAAGCCUCUUAACGCAGGUGGUGGGAGGAAUACAGCGCGAGGGGAGUGUGUUUAUGUGCCGUGUCGGUGUUUGUAUGCAUGUGCCAUUCCCAGUGGAAAUCCACCCUCCUGUACACAGCGGCAAGGGGGUGAUCAGGUGUUUUAUUUGUGUGUCGGUGGGUGGGGGAUAAAUCCAAGCGGAGACAGAGUUAUGGCUUCUCUGACCUGGACGCGAUGAAGUGGCUCUGCGGGAGUUUCAGGGUUUAAGACCGGAGAGGAGGAGAGCUGGGCGGACGGACACAGAGAGGGAGGAGGAGAAGGGGGACACCAGCACCGCCAAAGCGCACAGCACGGUCCCCAACCCCCUGACGCAGGGAUGGGGAGUACAAGAGCGCACAGGAUAACUCAGCUCGAUCCCAAAAACGGGAGUGGAAAGAUCACUGGGAAGCCAGACAUGAGGAGCGACCAACUCCGGGGACACCUGCACCUGCAGCGGACUGUGAUUUUUCUCAUCGCGCUCACAAUACAACCGCAGGCUGUGUGUGCAGUCGGGAUGUUCGAACUUCAGAUCUAUUACUUCCAGAACCCCCUCGGACUUCUGCAGACCGGAGACUGCUGCGACCUCCAGGGCAGUGGGGGGCAGCGCUGCUCUGCCAGGGACCAAUGUGACACUUUCUUCAAAGCCUGCCUCAAGGAGUACCAGGCCCGGGUCAUCCCAACUGGAACCUGCACCUUCGGGUCGGGCAGCACAGGGAUCCUGGGUGGAAACUCCCAGUCGCUCCUCCGCCGAGGACACGACGGAGGAGGGGAGGAUGGGACUAAUGGGCACAUUGUCAUUCCCUUCAAAUACGCGUGGCCAAAGUCCUUCUCUCUGGUGUUGGAGGCUCUGGACUAUGACAACGACACAUCAGAAUCAGGUCAAUUGAUUGAGCGAGUCCUCCUCUCCUCCAUGUUGAACCCUAGCGAACAGUGGCAGAUGUACCGUCACCACGGACGACCUCUCAAUCUGGAUUACCGACUUCGUUUCCGCUGCGAUUCAAAUUACUACGGACCUUUCUGCAACAAGUUCUGCAGGGCCCGCAAUGACUUCUUCGGACACUUCAACUGUGACCCCAGCGGCACCAAGGUCUGCAGGGAGGGCUGGACGGGACCAGAGUGCAAAAAAGCGGUCUGCAUGCAGGGGUGUCAUCAGGACCACGGCUCCUGUACUGUACCUGGAGAAUGCACGUGUCAUUAUGGCUGGAAGGGCCUUCUGUGUGACCAGUGUGCGACGUUUCCCGGUUGUGUGUACGCAAGCUGCGCCGAGCCCUGGCAGUGUGUGUGCGACGUCAACUGGGGAGGACUGCUGUGUGACAAAGAUCUGAACUACUGUGGCACCCACCAGCCCUGUAAGAACAGUGGGACCUGCACCAACACAGAGCCAAACGAGUACCACUGUGAGUGCCAGGAAGGUUUCAGAGGACGCAACUGUGACAUCGUGGAACAUGCAUGUUUGUCGUCCCCGUGUGUGAACGGAGCCACCUGUGUGGAAGACCCGACGGGCUUUAGCUGCACCUGUACCGACGGCUGGACCGGACACACAUGCACUGAUGCGGUGAGGCAGUGUGAUCGGAGCCCCUGCGGCCGUGGAGCAACAUGUCAGGAAGUUCCUGGAGGUUACCGGUGCCUCUGCCCACCUGGAUGGAGCGGCAGGACCUGCCAGCUGGACACCAACGAGUGUGAAAUUAAUAUAUGCAUCCACGCCCGCUCUUGUCGCAACCUGAUCGGUGGAUACCUGUGUGACUGCCUUCCUGGGUGGACGGGGCCAAACUGUGACAUUAGGAACAGCAGCUGUCAGGGUUUGUGUUUGAACGGAGGUCGUUGUGAGGACCAGGUAUCAGGGUCCAGAUGCUUGUGUCCAACUGGUUUCUCUGGGAAAUAUUGCCAAAAUGUUCCGAGUCCGUGUGACAGUGUCCCCUGUCUGCAUGGAGGACAGUGUGUUGAGAAGGAUGGAAGAACCUUCAUCUGCCACUGUCCUACGGGAUAUUCAGGAGUCUUCUGUGAGAUAGCGUUGGAUCCGUGCAAUCCCAACCCCUGCCAGCAGGGGGUGCCCUGUCACAGCGCAGAGGGGAGAUACAUGUGUGCAUGCCCCGAGGGUUACUAUGGUAACGAGUGCAUGAGCCUCAAAAAUCCCUGCAUUGAUCAACACUGUCCAGAUGCCAUGUCUGAUACGACUCACGGGGGCAUCAGUUUCUACAUCAUCCUGGUGGGAGUCUUAGCUUCAGUGAUGGUCUGUGGCUGUGCCGCCUGCGCCUUCAUCCUGUCCCACCUCCAUCGAAAGCGGAAAAAGCAGCAGGCCGUCCCACAGGAAGAAGGCAUCAACAACCAGAGGGAGAUUGUCAACCUCAUCAGAAACGUCGACCGUCCUGUGCCCCUACUGCCCCCUGCUGCCCCGCUCACACACCCCCCAGCACCUCCUGCCCCCGUCUCACGUUGCUGCGAGGAGAUUGAACUGACCCUGCCGCCUUCCCCUGCACCUUCACACCCGUCGCCAGCACUGAAGCCAGCCCACGGCCCCAAACUGGACAUUUCAAACUUGGAGAGAGAGAAGUUGAACCGCUUCCUCUACACAGACAACGAUGAACUGGAAGCCUGACCCUUGAACUUUUGGGCCUCUGAGGAGCUUUUUUAAUUUUUUUUUAUUUUGCGUUCUCCGCACUCUCGCUCGCAGGGACCUGUUUCAAGUUUCUUGCACUGUGAAAUGGGGUGACCCUAUGACCUUUAUGUGAUACACCUGAGAAGUGACGGUUGCUACGUAGGAGGGUUAAACAUCUUACCGUGUUGUCGUCUCUGACCUUAUUAACUUUGAGAAGCAGCAGCAUGUUUGACUGGAAGACUCAUCAGACUCUUGAUUUAAUCUGGAGACUUAAAGACUUGCCUUGCAGUGCCUGAGAUGCUGUCAAGAGGAAAUCGAGGAUGAUCCUCUGCAGGAGCUUCUCAACCUGUCUCCUGCUCCAUGAUGCCAUCAUUUCUGUUUCAGACUGAACUUUGGCAGACAGAGAUCAACAAAUGAAUGCUUAUUUAACACUCAGUGUGUCUUUCUGUGUCUGGUUGUCUGAUGUGUAAGUGUGUGUGAGAGAAUGUAUAUUAUGAGUGUAUGUGGGGGGAUAAGGAAGGAAAGUUUACUUUAAGAAAAGAAAACAAAGUUGAUAUACUUGUCAAAGAGGGUGCAUACUCCUGCUCCAAAGGCUUUUAAGCCUUUUGAAAACUGUUAAAAACUGUACACUGUUGCCUGUAUUGUCUCUGUAAUACACUACAGUUUGUCAAAAAUGUAUGAUUUUUUUCAUACCUGCGUGUAAAAUAGCUUUUUUGUACAUGAAUAUAUUGUACAUAUUGAUGACCUUUUUGUACUGUGGUUUGGUCUGAAAGUAUCACUGUAUUACUUUACUCUGUUUGUCCCAUUUCCCUUUCCAUUUGGAGCAACCAGCACAUGUGGAUUGUAAUAAAAGUGCAUUUACCAACUCUA